GAGAGAGCGUGGCCGCGGGAAGGCGCGACAGCGAGAGGCGGAGGAGACCCCGCGCGGCGCUCCGCUCCGCCUCAAACGCCUCCUUAUCUUGUUCCCAACGGAUAGCUCCCGGCUCCCGAGUUCCCGCGCGCGCACACCCACCGGACGGCACACGCCUCGCCUCACACUGCAGCCAACUGCUCUGGCGCCAUGGCGGCGGCGGCGGUGGCGGGGUGCUUCCCCGCUUGCUGCCGCUGCGCGUCCUCCUCCCGGUCCCGGGUGACGGCCGCGUCCACGUCGGUCGCCGCCUGCGUGGUCCAGCCGCGCCGGAGGAGCAGGGCGUCGGCGUCGCCUUCCCUAUCUCGCCUGGGGCUCGGGGAGGCGGCGGCGAGGACGACGAUGAUCAGGACGACGACGAGGAGGGGGCGGCGGGCGUUCCGGGUGCGCGCGGGGGUGGGCGUGGAGAUCGCCAGCGCCGUGGAGGUGAUCAACGACCUGGGCUUCGACACCCUCACCUUCCUCGGCGUCACCGUCCUCGUCGUCCCCGCCUUCCGCGUCGUCAAGGCUAGCCCGAUCCUCGGCUUCUUCUGCGCCGGCGUCGUCCUCAACCAGUUCGGCCUCAUCAGGAACCUCACCGACGUCAAGCUCCUCUCCGAGUGGGGGAUCCUCUUCCUGUUGUUCGAGAUGGGGCUGGAGCUCUCCCUCUCUCGCCUCAAAGCCCUUGCCAAGUUCGCCUUCGGGAUCGGUUUGCCUCAGGUUCUUUUGUCAACGCUGGCCUUUGCGGCAUUUGAGCUUCCCCCUAAUGGUGCUAUUGGAACAAGAAUCCUGCAGUUCCUCUUUAAUUCAAGACCUGACCUGGUGAAUAUCAGGAGUGUCGACGAAGCAAUAGUGAUUGGAGCUGCCCUCUCCUUAUCUUCGUCUGCUUUUGUUCUUCAGCUUCUUGCUGAGAAAGGUGAGCUUGCAACAAGAUUUGGUUCGGCCACACUGGGAAUCCUCCUCCUCCAGGAUAUUGCCGUUGUUCCUCUCUUGGUCAUACUCCCUGUUCUAGAGAGUCAGAAUGUUGUGGAGCAAAGUGUGUGGCCUAUGCUACUAGCUGAAAGCUUAAAAGCACUGGGUGGACUUGGCAUACUUUCACUUGGAGGGAAAUAUCUCAUCAGGCGCAUCUUUGAGUUUGUUGCAGAGUCGAGGAGCUCAGAAGCAUUUGUUGCCCUCUGCCUUCUCACCGUUUCAGGAACCUCACUUCUCACCCAGUGGUUGGGCUUUAGUGACACUCUAGGUGCUUUUCUGGCUGGGGCCCUCCUUGCAGAAACAAACUUCCGUACGCAAAUAGAAGCUGACAUAAGACCAUUCAGAGGCUUGCUCCUUGGAUUGUUCUUUGUGACAACAGGAACUUCUAUCGACAUGCAGCUUCUCAUCCGUGAGUGGCCUAAUGUUCUAUCGCUGUUGGCUGGCCUUAUUGCAAUCAAGACAUUGAUAACUACUGCAUUAGCAACAAGAGUCGGACUAACUUUUCAAGAGAGUGUAAGGAUAGGAUUGCUGCUUUCUCAAGGAGGGGAGUUUGGGUUCGUGGUAUUUUCUUUGGCAAACAGGCUUGGCGUCCUACCGCUUGAGCUGAAUAAGCUGCUCAUUAUCGUCGUUGUGCUGUCAAUGGCAUUAACUCCGUUACUGAAUGACCUUGGAAGAAAAGCAGCAGGAAUCAUUGAUGAGAGAUCUGAAACAAAAGAAGUAAAACCAGCUGAGGAGGCAAAUUAUGGUGCGACUGAACCUAUUGUCAUUCUUGGCUUUGGAGAGAUGGGACAGGUCCUUGCAAAGUUUUUGGCUGCACCAUUAUCUUUCGGGCUCGAGCGAGAUACAGAAGGAUGGCCGUAUGUCGCGUUUGAUCUAAAUCCUGCUGUUGUAAAGUCAGCCAGAAAAUCAGGAUUUCCAGUGUUAUAUGGAGAUGGUUCGCGCCCCGCCGUUAUGCAAUCUGCUGGCAUAUCUUCUCCUAAAGCUGUCAUGAUCAUGUAUACCGGGAAGGAAGAAACAGUCGAGUCUGUCGACAGAUUGCGACAAGCUUUUCCUGCGGUUCCCGUGUAUGUUAGGGCUCAAGACAUGUCUCAUUUGUUGGAUUUAAGGAAAGCAGGUGCGACCGAUGUUGUUCUGGAAAAUGCUGAGACUAGCUUGCAACUCGGCUCGAUGCUUAUGAAAGGGCUGGGUGUCAUGUCUGAUGAUGUAUCUUUCCUGAGUAAGCUUGUGAGGGACUCGAUGGAGUUACAAGCUCAGGAGGCACUCAACAACGUCGAGUCUCGUGAAACUACUACCAUGGAGUCACUUCAGGUUAGGGUAUCGGACUUGGUCGAGUCCAAUGGGAACGGUUCCGGAAUGAUUCCCCGGGAGCAAUCGCUAGGUCUAAGCAGUCGCCCGGAGGUACGGGUGAUAAAAACGACUCCAGAGAAUCCCAUGCCUAAUUUGAACACCAAAAAUGAAUCUGAAGACGGUGUCAAAUAUUGUCUCCUGGAAACCGCUGACGGCGAGGAAACGGUGGAGCCUCCAGCGGAAGCAAGGAGAUGAUGGACCAGACCAGUUUUUGUAGGGGUGAUGAAGCGAAGGCACUGAACUUGUGGUUUUCUCAUAGGUAAUAGCUCUCUUUGUACAGCACAUCUGGAGACUGAAGUACUGAAACCUGGAGGCACACAAUCUGUGGAUAUGACGAUUACACCGCAUCGCGCGAGCUGAGAUUUGCAGCUCGCAAAUUGAAACCGGGCAGGCCAAUUUGGGCAGAUUGAGAUUUAUAGCCGUGAUUUGAAUUCUCGGCGGGCAUUUAGAAAUUGAAGUAUCAACAUUUCAGAAUCCCUGAAAAGCAUUAUUGGCAGGGUGAUUUGUGCAAGCAGAAGUAACCUGUAUGGCUAGAUAAUUAUUUGUAUCACAUUUCUCUAAUUUGUGUCUGUUGUAUACUACUAGGACAGUAGGCCAAACAAUUCCUGUAAAAAAUAAAUGUACAUGCAGACACGCAGAAACUAGUGAAUGUAUAAUAAUACUGGACCAAACGGUUUGUCCUUGCCGCGACAA
Messenger RNA from Aegilops tauschii subsp. strangulata, 3027 nucleotides. Its product is annotated as K(+) efflux antiporter 3, chloroplastic. The record is from RefSeq and is a predicted model, not a curated record. Gene Ontology annotation, molecular function: antiporter activity. NCBI's taxonomy places the organism in Eukaryota, Viridiplantae, Streptophyta, Magnoliopsida, Poales, Poaceae. Gene Ontology annotation, biological process: proton transmembrane transport; potassium ion transport. Gene Ontology annotation, cellular component: membrane; chloroplast.